GAAAGAGAAAAUUGUGAAAAGUGAGUUAAGGAUAAAGUGGAAUGAAAGUUAGGUGUGUGACGCCUUCACUGACUUAGGAAAAGGAAGAUUACGGGCAAUUCUAUGACAAAAAUGGCUAAAAACCCCCCCGAUAGAAACACUGUAAGAAACUUUUAAACUUAUGCUUGAAAUUCUGUCUGGACACUCACCACAAGUUUGGUGGAGCCGACGUCCCUGUGUCCAAUCACAGCAGAGUUGAAAAAACACGUUAGCAUCGACUAAACUCUCAGCCUCGUGACCUGACUCUCACUGAUGGGACCAUGAAGCCGAUCAUAGAGAAGACAUUGACGACAGCCUUCCUCAGUACAGCUUUGUUCUCUCCUGGUCUUACAUUUGGACUCGGUUUUGCUUUUUUGUUUUCCUUUUUCUGCCUUCCUGUUCUCAUUCUUCGUCCUGCUGGUGCGGCCCUCAGAUCAACGACCAACAGACUUUCCCCAGUUUUCUCUGCCUGCUUUAUUAACAACAUCACCUGAGACUCAGACACAGAUCAUGUGGUUUUUAUAUGUAUAUUAGUGUUGGUCUUUCAUCUGAUGGCCCAGUCCAACUCUCUGCCGCUGUGAGACCAAUCAGAGUGAAGCACGUCGAGACCCAGGACGGGCUCUAACCCGCUCCACCUUCAUUAGCUACCAUGACUAUACAGUAUAUGCAUUUUUUAUAAAGAUAAACAAAUGUACAGGGCAGUUUAGGUAUAUAAUGUUCUUCUUUUUUUUUUUUGCUUAAAUAUUCUUAUUCACAGAAGAUGUAAGAAAGUCAGUGCAUGAUGAUGACGAUGAUGAUGAUUCCUCUCCUACACUUUUUUUUUUCCUGUAAAUUAUUUUGCUGCCCUUUGGUCUUUUGCUUCUGUCAAAUUUUAUUUUUAUGUUCAGAAUAUAAUCUACAAAAGGAUAAGGAUUUAAUUUUUUUUUUGUCAGUGUUUAAUUUAGUAGGCAGAGAAAAAACACAAAGGACUGCCAAUGGCCCCCUCUCUUUAGAAAGCAACAACAUUAUGAGAUUGUAAUAAUAUUGAUGAUGAUAAUAAUAAUAAUGGUUGUUUUUUUUGUAAAUGAUAUUUUAAAGUUAUUUUUGUAUACGCGGUUGUUUGUUGCCGUCACACGUUCACUUCUUUUCAUCACCAUUUCUGAACGUUUCACUCUUAAAUUUGUGUCCCGUCCUCCUCCUCCUCUUCCUCCUCCUCCACUAUUCUUCUCCUCCGUCCUUGUUUCAUUCACACAUCCUCUAACUUUUGACGGUGGCCCAAACUAACAUAAAAUGCCAUAAAAACAUCUAGAGAAGAGGCUUUUUUUUUUACUGCACAGCUUGGUUUUUCAUAACUUCUUCUUUCACCACGCCCCUCUCUCCUCCAUCAGCUGCACACUAGCUUCGAUCUCAGUUGAAAAAAAAAAGUCCACCCGUGCCUUCGAGAGAACCCAUCCUCCUUAUUCCCUCUCCUCUUCUUCAAUCAUCAUCAGUGGCUUGAGCGUGAGUGAUUUGAUUCGCUGCUGCUUGCUCGCUCAUCGCCUCCUGUGGGACUCUCAGUCGGCCACGCCCUCCUCCCGUCGCACACACACACGAACACUCACCUACACCCAAAAUGUUUGUAUGUUGCAGAAAUCAAUCAGUAAAAAUGAACAUUGAGUAAAUUUGUGUCUCAGUUUUAUUUUUUCCACACAAAUCUAAAUUAAAACAAAAAAAGUAAAAAAAAAUUCAAAAAGUGUCAAUGUUUGUAAAGUUUUUACUUAAAGCAUUAAAUUAAAUAAAUUUAAUAGUUUAAAAGCUAGUGAUGGCUUAAAAGCAGCAACAAAAGAACUGAGUAUUAACAGUUUGUUGAAUAUGUAAAAAAGGAUUAAGCUAUUAAGAUAUUGAAAUAUUUUCAACAAAAUUUAAAAAAAAAGAUUUAAAAUUGGCCCAUAAUUCACAAUUUUUUUGUCAAAAAGGUACCUAAAAAUACAAGAAGUGUGUCUAGAAGUUACCUAAAUACAAGACAAUGGUUAAUAUUGAAACGAAAACCCACUUCAGCUUAUGACUGGCUAAAGGCUAACCAGAAAAUAGGUAAAAGCUGUGACAAUAAUAUAUUUCCAUAAAAUAACAUGGAGCAAUUGAUGAAACUGACGUGGAGAAAGAAAAGCAUUUUUGCCACUGUGGUAAAAAGUCCAGAUUAAUUCCCUACCCUGAAGUGCUCUCAUAAAACCAUUAUUAGUCCAGUCAAGUGGCUAAUCCAUCACUUGUCCCUGAAGCCACUUAAACUACUGUAUAUUAUAAGUGUGUGGAUAGCAUAGUCCGUGAACUUUUUCUCCUAGUAAUUCCACUGAUUGUAAUUUGGUGGAUGGAUACACUUUAUUGUUCGUUGUGAUAAGGAAAAUGUAAUAUUGUGUUUGUUUUUUUCUCUGUGCACACAGUUCCAGUCAAAUGCAGCUCAAGGACCAGACUGAAUUCUGACCAGAAUAUUUAAUUACCGAGGGCGAGCAGAACCGAAACCGAACAGCCAUUCACAUGACCUUAUCACAGAGGACGAUAAAGUGUAUCCAUCCACCAAAUCAACGUCAAUGGAAUUGUUAUGCUAAAUGGUUAUUUUUUUUAGCAACACACACAGUGUUAAUGUGUUGGAAUUUACAUGUACACCAUAUUAAUUUCACUCUAAUUAUAGAGAUGACGUUAAGAGAUUAUAAACUUUAUAACGUUUAUGCUUUAGUACACAUAUUUAUAGCAUAACUCACACCUUCAUUAUCUAUGCAGCACUAUUUUCCCUGCAGCACACAUAUUCACACUGUGUAGUGUAAACUGAGCCAGGUUUCCAUCGUAUCUGGGUCGCCUCAGUUUUCCCAUGGAGCAGUUAUGUAAUGGCUUAUACAUAUAGCCAAUUAUAUGGAGUUUAUUUGCACAAGAUCGACAGCUGGUUUGUUAAGCUUUUUACAUUCUCACCUAUAUUUACCCUUUUUGUUUGUUUUGCGUAACCAUGGAGAGAUUGAGAGAUUAUUUGUCAUAGUACAUUGCUAUGCAAUUAUAUACUACUCAAAGCAGGCUUAUGUUAAAAAACCAACAGGAAUCAUAAAAAUACUGGAUAAAGGUCCCAAACAAAUCUCUUUUGGCCCAUCAAUGGUCCUCGAACCAGGCUUUGGUUAAUUAUGAAAACGUAAACAAGAACUCAGUCCCGUCUUUUUUUCCCUCCAUUUUUUUUCUUCUACGUCAUUGCUCCGCCCCUCAAUGUCGACCUGUCCGUUACACACCAGACCCGCCCCCGUCCUCUUUGCCUGCUGCACGACGUGCAGGAAAACAGCAGUGAGCCUCCGCGGUGGGGGAAGAGAGUAAAUACAAGCUUCAAGAUGGCUGACUCUCCGGAUUCUGCUCACCCUACCGGAGCUACGGCUGACACCGUUGCGGUCUCUUCGUCCAAAAGCCCGCUCGUCAAGCCGUCGAGAUCUCAGUCUUCCGGGGAUUUCAACCUGCCGCCGCCCAAAAAGGUCCGAAUGGAGGAGAAGGGCAUGAAGCCUAAGAAAGUCUGCAGAGACCGAGGAGUGGGAGGCAGCGGCAAAGACAAACUCAAGCAGCCCGCCAAGCAACAGUCGAGUUCCGGCAGCAGCCUUGCUGCGGUGUGGAGCUUUAGUCCGGUGAAGGCACAUCUGCCUGGACCCCAAACACCGACCAAAGUCUUCAAACAGGCCGAUAUCUCUCUCCAAAAAACGGCAUCGCCCACCUUCUGUUCACUGAAGCCGAGUAGAGACGGCAAACCGAGGGAGAAGAAGGUUAAAGGAGGCGGAGAGGAGAAGAAUAAACGGAAACUGGUGUUUUCCUCCACAGUCGAGACGGAUAUUAGCAACAAUAAUAACAACAACAAGGAUAUCAGAGAAUUUCAGGACAUUUCAGCGGUGAAACGGGAUAAUGGAGAAGUCACACCGCUACCCAAAGAGCACUUCACCAAGGACAAGGCGAAGGAGAGGGAGCGAGACGAGAGGGGGGAGAAGAAGAAGGUCAAAGACAGGGAGAAAGAGAAGGAGAAGAAGAAGCACAAAGUGAUGAAUGAGAUCAAGAGGGAAAACGGAGAAGUCAAGCAGCCCAUUAAAGAUGCAAAAGAGAAAGCCAAGAUUAACUUGGAGGAGCUGCAAAUCAAAAAAGUGAAGAAGAAAAAGAAAAAGAAACACAAAGAGGGGGAGAAGCACAAACGAGUGAAGAUGUACCACCGCUCCUGCCAAACCAUCUGUGCCGGCCUGCUUCUCCCCCACAAUGCAACUCCAGCCUCGUCCUCCCCGGCGACUGAUCACAUGAACAACUCCACGCUGUCUCCUUUUAAGACUCCGCUCCCGGUUUAUUCUUCUGUCAACAACAAAACAUCACACACUUCCUUCUUGCCCGCUCUUACCUCAAAGUCCCUCUUCAACUCCUCUCCCCACGCCAAUCCCGAUGCUCUAUCCUCCCCAUCUCCCUCCCCUACCAAAGCAGCACUACUGUCUCCAACUAAACUGCACCCACAGGGCAGCUAUCCCGGCAUGGCUGGCCUGGAGUUUGCCUCGUACAUCCACAUAGAGAACCAGCCCAAUGGCGGGGCCCUGGUGGCCCACGCCCACACUUCGCAGCUUUCCACUCUUUCAGCGAGUCAGAGGCAGAGAUUCGCUCAGGAGUUUGUCACGUUGGUGUUCAGUGAGGACUCAUCCCAGGCAGCUCAUUAUGUGAUGGGAAUUGUCCAUGGAGACGCCAGCUACCUGCCUGACUUUUUGGACUACUUCUCCUCCAAGUUUCCAGCAGCUCCGGUCAAAAUGGAAAUAUUGGGGAAGAAGGACAUAGAGACGACAACCAUGGCUCAUUUCUACUCUCAGGUGAAGAAGACGUACAGUCACGGCACAUAUCGAGCCGGAGCCAUGAGGCAGAUCAGCCUGGUGGGAGCUGUGGACGAGGAGGUGGGCAGCUACUUCCCAGAAUUCUUGGGCAUGCUUGAGGAGUCACCCUUCCUGAAGAGGACACUUCCGUGGGGAACGCUCUCCAGUCUGAGUCACAUGAGUCCAACGGAGAGUGACGACGGGCCCAUAAUGUGGGUCAGACCGGGAGAACAGAUGAUACCUGUGGCUGAUAUACCAAAGUCUCCUUUUAAACGAAGGCGCUCCACCAACGAGGUGAAGAACCUGAUGCAGUCUCUGCCCAGGACCAGUGAGCCCCGGGAGAUGAUGUUUGAGGACCGGACACGUGCCCACGCAGAUCACAUCGGCCAGGGCUUUGAGCGUACGACCACGGCUGCUGUUGGGGUGCUGAAGGCCGUGUGUGGAGACGGCUCUAAACCUGCUCGUGUAACCAAAGACGUUGUGUGUUUUCAUGCGGGGGAUUUCAAUUAUGUCGUUCAGAGGCUGCAGUUGGACUUGUAUGAACCCCCGCUGUCUCAGUGUGUGCAGUGGGUAGACGAUGCCAAACUGAACCUAAUGCGUCGUGAAGGCAUCCGUUACGCUCGCAUUCGCCUGUGCCAUGACGACAUCUACUUCAUCCCCCGCAACGUGGUCCACCAGUUCAAGACGGUGUCUGCUGUCUGCAGCCUGGCCUGGCACGUCAGGUUGAAGCAGUACCUCCAAGAAGACGGACAAAAAGAAGGACAAAAAGAGGAAGAGGAAGAAGAAGAAGAAGAGAAGCAGAAUCAAAAGGAGAUGAUUGUAGAAAUGAAGGAGGAAGAAGACACAGAGAUAGAGAUGAUAGAUGUAGUACAGAAGGAAGAAGUGAGGAGAGACAGGAAGGUCAAGAAAGAAGUGGUGAGAGUAAAAGCAGAGGAGGAAGAGAUGGAUCUGGCAGAAAAUGGAAUGUUUUCAGAUGUCAAAAAGGUGGAACAAGAUCCUGUUACUCCUCAACCUCUGCAUCCACCUCUGGUGCCUCAGCCUGUGCUCUCAGUGGACUUAAAGGUGAAAAGCACAGCUAAGAAAGAGAAAGAGGAGGACAAAUGUGGCGGAGUAAAAGGAGGAAUCCAAAAACAGCAGGGGUCACCUCCUGCAAAGACAAAAACACAACUUUCAUCUCCUCCUCCUCCUCCUCCUGCCUCUAAAACCAAAUCAACACUUCUUUCACGGACACCUCCUGUUUCCCAACACCAGGACACAAAACCCAAAGCAUCUUUAAAGCUCCAUCAUCAUCACCACCACUCAGAGAGCAGAAAAACAACUUCUCGAACACUCUUCUCUUCCUCCUCCUCAUUGUCCUCAUCUUUGUUUCAUUCAGAUCGCAAAUCACCAAGUUCGUCCUCCGCAAAACUUCCCUCCUCCGUUGCACCAACAGCUUCAUCCACGCUCUCUGUUUCUUCUCCACCGUCCACAUCUGUUCGAUUAACUUCCUCGUCAGUUUCAUCAUCGUCUUCCACGACUAGUCCAAAGUCUAGACCAGUCACGUCUCCUCCUUUCACUGCCUUCUCGUCUUCUCAUCUGUCUCCUUCCUAUCAGUUGGACAAACCAACGAAGACGGACUCACUGCAUCUUCAGUCUGAAGACGUUCACGCAGACUUAAAAACACAGGUUCACACGGAGGUUAUGGCACCUCCUGUGGACGUACGGACACACGCCUCACACUCAGACACAAGGACACACACAGUGGCUGCUGUGGGGGAUCAAAGGUCAGCGGACACGAGAACACUACCUUUCCAGGAAAAACGGAAUUAUGGUACUGGUACGGACUGCAGGAUCUCCAUGGACUCACAGAUCCGUGUACCACAGGAUGCAGGGAGGCCUGGGAUUUACACGCAGCAAUACUCUCCUUCACAGCACCUCCCACUUCCUCCAAUGCCAUCCUUCUCCAAUCUCCCCCCACACUCCCACCAUCCUCCCAUGCUCCCUUCUAAUCCCUUGUCCAACCCGUCCUUCACCUCUUCGCAGCCACAGACACUCAACUCCUUCCUGAUGCAAAACCAGGGAGUUCAUUCGAGUCAUGUGACUCAGCUUCACCUUCCUCCUCCUCCUCCUCCUCACCAGCCUGGCAUCACCACACAGUCUCAGCCUUAUUACCAGCCUCCUAUUGGCUCCUCUCUCUCCAGCUCUCAGAGCUUCCCAUCUCACCUCCUCCAUCAUCAUCACCAACACCAGUUUUCCAAACCUUACUACCCUCCUGAGCCUCCUCACUUCACCUCCCACCCCUUCCUCCCACCUCAGUCCUUCCUAAACCCCCAACUCUCCAGCCCGUACCCACUACAUCCAUCGCAGUACCAGACCUCCACACCAGGGCAGGUUCAGCACUCUAUGUCGCCAUCUUUUCCACCGCCUCCCCCUCCUCCAACAUCUUCACAAUCUCUGCCUCCACCUCCUCCUCCACACUCUCCCCCUAUUCCACCGCCUCCUCCCCCUCCUCAGCCUUCUCCCUCUGGCUUCUCUCAAAGGCAUGAGGAGAAUCGGUGACAGAUUUGAUCUUAUUUUUGUACAUAAUGCUGUUUUCAACUAAAAUGUGUUAUUUCGGUUGUGUUGAUGUAAAACAAGUGGGAAAAAAAGAAAAUAACAGGAAGAAUACAGAGAUGACAGUGGGCAGAAAAUGUUUGCACACCACUGAGGAUGCAAGGAUUUUCAAUGGAAAAUAAUAACAUAAAAAAUAUAUUUUUGACCUUUUAUCUGCAAAUUUUAUUUAAAAAACAAUAUUUAAAAAACAUUUUAGGUCCAGCUUUAAGUCAUGUUAAUUACAAAACUACACAAUCUUUCAAAUUGUGAAGGACAAACUGUGCUGCUUCUCGACAAUGAUGUUGAGGUUUUGUGCCAAAAUUAAUGGAAAACCUUUUCCAGUUCACUUUAAAUUAAUCUUUAAAGGGAAAGCCUCCAGUUCAUCAUUAAUGGCAUUUCGUAGACCUUGCCAAAAAUUCUUUGUUACUCCCCACAGAGCAAAUAUUUUCAAAAUGAUCCAUUUGACGCUUUAUAAUCUCUUCUGAUAUUUCUCACUUGCAGUAAAUGGCAAGAAAAGUUUCACUACAACAGCUGGAUAUUAUUCUGUUAAUUUUCAUUGGUUUGAUUAAGAUUUUCUUUAUAUCCUGAUCGAUGCCAUCGCCCAGUUUUAAAGUUUUCCUUCAUUAAACCACAUUGUUAUAUUUUUUUCUGACAGGGAGUACAGAUUAUAGGUCUCAUUAAAUCAGAUAACGUGUUGAAAACAAACCUCUUAUUCCAUUGUUUUACAUUGAAAUAUUCCUGGCAUUUUAACUCCGUGUGGACUUUUUGUGUCCUAUGUAUCAACAGAGACACAGUAUUUGGUGGAGAAGAGAUGGACUUCAUUCAGCCCAGCCUCAGGUCUAUGAUCACUUGUUUUUUAUUUUAAGGAGUUGUUGCAUGUGUCAGUAUAAUACUGGCCUAUAGUAAGGUAUGGUUACAUUUAAAGUCCAACUCUGAAAGAAGAGUCUUUUUUCGGGGUGAAACUGCUGUGUGGUUCUGUUUCUGUUAGAGUGAACUUCGUGCUCUCGGACACCUGAAGGUCUGCGUGCUCAGAGGUGAGAAGAAAAAGACUUUACUGUCAGAUAUUUAUAUGAAAAAAAAAAAAGGUCACAGUUGUGAGGACUUGUCUUCUGUGGACCUUUGCAGCUAAAGCUUCCAUAUGUGUCCUUUAUUGUUAUUUUGAUUUACGUUCUUUGUAAGACUCUUCCUGGAGUAACGAUGGGUCACACAGUGAACACUAAUUUAUAUAUGAACAAUUGUUAUAACUUAACAUUUCUUACACAAUAUUUCAGCAUCGGAGUUUGUUGCAGUUAUUUGCCCUAAUACUGUGUUUUUAGGAAUGAUACUCAGCAAUAAUCUGCUCAGUUUUGAAGUUGAGUUCCCAGAUGUCGUUACAGUGAGAACUGUCAGAAUCUUCUGUGAAUUCCUUAGUCGUUGAUCUCAGUCAUUUUGAGUCAUGUUGGCUUAAAUAGGACAGUGAAGGUCAUCAGGUACCACAAAACAUAUCGUUGUGUUAUCCAGAGUAUGCGUAGUCCAACAGGUCUGUGUUCACACUUGUCUUGUGUUGUUUGGUUUACCUGGAACAUUGAGAGUUGGCUUCAGGACAGUGUCCCAACUAUAUGGUCGGAUAGUCGAUUUCAGGCUCUGGCCUACGUUCUAGUCCUUAUUUAUUGUAAAACUACAACCUCCGUCCCAAACAAUUAGAUCAUUUUGUCAUUGGUCAGAGAGAGAUAAAAGUGGCUGGAGUCUGAUUGAAGAAAAAAAAUCAGAUUGUGCUUAAAGUGAAGGCUAUUUUUAUUCAAAAUGGUGCCAAAUCAUGCCUGUAGAUUAUAUGCAGUGACAAACCCAAGUAAAGAGCAGCUAUUAGACCAGAAAGCAGAUCUGAACCACAGAUAUUUUGAACCACAGCAUAUCUUUUACGUUUUAGAAACUUUGCACGGAGAACCGUUUAACCAAAAUGUCACAAAAGUAUUUACUUCACUGUGACACUUGGGCUUGUUUAGUUGAACACAAUGGUGAAAUACUGGCAGGAAUUGUUUGUCUUGGUUGUACCUGAAACAGACAAACUGCAAGUGUGAACACACCAUGGUAGGACAAAAUUUAAAGAACAAAUGAAAAGUUUUAAUAUUGAAAACCAAUGCUCUUGUUUUGAGGUUUUGCUUCCAAAACCAGGGUGGUCUAUAAUCGUGCCCCAGAAAAACUAACUGACUUUUAAAGGAUCCAGUUUGUAGAUGCUCACUCAACACUCCUCUGCUUCGAGCUGAGACGGAUUUCCAUCCACAUCUACCUGUUGGGGCAGCAGAGUUAGAGUCUCAGGAAAAAUUAUGGAUUUGAUUUGAUUUCAAACUGGAUCAUUGUAGUGAUAUUCACUCUGAAAUAUUAUGUUAGAAUCUACUGUCACUACAGUUUCAUCCACAGCAGGAAACUUAAAAAACAAAACAAACCCGUCACUAACGUGUUUAAAAACCCUUUCUAGCACUUUUUACAGCUAUGAUUUGAACACAGCUGUUUGGAUUUUAAAAAUAUAUUAAAAAGGAUUUUAAAAUUUUAAAUAUAGAAUGCAUUCUUGGCUUUUGAAAAAGAUAGAGUUUAUUUCUUAUAAUCAUAUGGUUGACUGUCCAACACUAUUCACUGUAUGUAUCAAACUGACGUCCAAUUUCUCUGCAGUGUAGAGCCUCCUGUCUGUAAAAAUCUAUUAUUUAUUAACCAGGGACUGAAGUUACUUGUCUUUAAAAUUUAUAGUAAAUUAUUAUUGAUGUUCUGUUUGAACUAUGAAGAUUUAUUUUCCAAUCAAACUCUUCUAUUUCACUGAGAAUGAAAUUAUGAAAAAAAUGAUUGUGUUGUUUGUUUGUUUUUUUUUUAAGUCAUUGGAUUUGUCUUGGAUUGACUUCACGGAUGUUGGAAUGUAACCCACUUGCUCAUGUAGCCUGCAGCAUUUCUCCAGUGCCUGUCCUUAACUGUGAACUGCUGAAAUGGCGCAGAGCCAUAGAGAAACCUCCUCCCUCCCUCCCCCAGUUUCCUCCCCUCCCUAAGUCUGAGGUUCAAAUUCUCACUGGGAAUCAACAAUUAAGCCUUAAAUUGUCACUAAAACAGUCACUUCUCCUCUGAAUGUUGUCACUUCCGAGGUGGAGCGUUUCCCCAUGUGGUCCUGAGAAGAGCUGAGCUAACGAUUUAGCACUUGAUUUACAAAUUCCUCCACAGCUCUUUUUGACACUCCUGUAUUCCAGACGUUUCACAAAGUGAUGAUAGGAACAUGAUGAUUAAAUUAAAAAAUAUAUAUACAGUAUAUUUUUUUUGUAUAAAUAUGACAAAUAUGAUGGUUGAGAACAAUUUGUCUUUUGUUUUCACAUUCGUUAUUUAUCUCAAAGUUUUAGUUGGAAUUUUGUUUUUCUAUUUUGGGUUUCUGUGAUUUCUAAUUGUCAGCACUGUAGUAUAUAUAAGAUGUUUUGUAAAGAGGAAAAAAAACUUGUAGUGUGGUUUCUACUUGGAUUCAAUAAGAACCUCACUAAUAAAAGGUUCAAUGUAAAAAAAAAA
This is a messenger RNA of Cynoglossus semilaevis (tongue sole), 10910 nucleotides long. Its product is annotated as round spermatid basic protein 1-like protein. NCBI's taxonomy places the organism in Eukaryota, Metazoa, Chordata, Actinopteri, Pleuronectiformes, Cynoglossidae. The coding region runs from base 3339 to 7364 and encodes 1341 amino acids. The transcript is spliced from 9 exons. Gene Ontology annotation, cellular component: nucleus. The record is from RefSeq and is a predicted model, not a curated record.